Molecule: messenger RNA, 2019 nt
Organism: Aureobasidium subglaciale EXF-2481
Lineage: Eukaryota; Fungi; Ascomycota; Dothideomycetes; Dothideales; Saccotheciaceae
Exons: 1
Coding region: 1-2019 (672 amino acids)
Biological process (GO): maturation of SSU-rRNA from tricistronic rRNA transcript (SSU-rRNA, 5.8S rRNA, LSU-rRNA)
Cellular component (GO): nucleolus; small-subunit processome
Molecular function (GO): rRNA binding; U3 snoRNA binding
Source: RefSeq, a predicted model, not a curated record
AUGGACGACCAGGAUGCCCGAUCCCUUGGAAGCGACGACGAAGACGCAGCCAGCUCCAAAACCCGCGCAUACAACGCCCUACUCCAAUCCUUCCAACAAGAGGCAGACGAGCCCCGUCGUAAACGCAGAAAGAUCGAGGAGGCCCCUCAGGAUGAGAGUGAUGACGAGGAAGAGAGCGAAGCUUCAGACGACGAUUCGGACGAUGCCUCCGACGUUUCGCGAAGUCAAGAAGAUCUUCAACAUGACGAACAAGCAGAGGAGGACGACGGUAGCGACGUUGAAGUGGAACAAGAAGAGCUCGUUGAUGACGAGGAUGAGGAUCCGACUGAUCCUUUUGACCAACACUUCGCCAACCCGGAUAACAAUGACCUUACAAAACGCUUAAAGUCCAUCACAGACAACCAGUGGCAUUCGGAAAAGCUCAAGGUACUCAAGGACGGCAGUCUUACCAUCACGCUCCCCGAAAAUGCGGCUCCAUCAUCACGCAAGCCGCUUAAAUCCGUCUCGCAACUCAACCUAAAACAACGUAUCGGCGAACCGGCAGCGAAGCACAUUGGUACCUUCAGCGAGCUGGGCCAGGCAAUCGCUCCCUCACUAUACGCCUACCAGGAUGUGCUAUGUGGUGCCAGGACGGUGGAUAAUGCUUCUGAGCUCAGGCACAUGGCUGCCCUGCAUGCUCUCAACCAUGUCUACAAGGGACGCGAUCGUGUGCUGAAGAACAACUCUCGUUUGACAGCAGCAGAGGCUGAUGCUGACCUUGAACUGCGUGACCAAGGCUUCACACGACCCAAGGUUCUCGUCCUGCUGGAAACCCGUAGUGCAGCCGCCAAAUACAUUGACGCGCUGAUUGCUCUUUGCGAGCCUGAACAGCAAGAGAACAAGAAGCGUUUCGAAGACGGCUUCGUACUAGACGAGUUGAAGUUUGGAGCUGAAGACGACACACACCCUGCUGACUUCCUCGAGCUGUUCGAGGGAAACGACGACAAUGACUUCCGUUUAGGCAUCAAGUUCACCCGCAAGACCAUCAAGUUCUUCUCCCAAUUUUACGCUUCCGACAUCAUCCUUGCUUCUCCCCUCGGUCUACGUCGUAUCAUCGAGCAUACCGACCCCAAGAAGGCCGACAGUGAUUACCUCUCCUCGAUCGAAAUUUGCAUCGUCGACCAAGCAGACGCAAUGCUCAUGCAAAACUGGGACCACGUAGACUUUGUCUUCCAACAUCUCAAUCUCCAACCCAAAGAUGCACAUGGCUGCGACUUCAGUCGUGUGCGAAACUACUACCUCGACGGCCAAGCAAAACACCUUCGCCAAACCAUCAUCUUCUCGGCAUAUGUAGCCCCUGAGCUCAACCGCCUCUACAAUGCACACAUGCUCAACAUUGCCGGAAAAGCCAAGCUCGCACCCUUCUACCCAGGCGUAAUCGGCGACAUUGAUCUCGAAGGCAUGAAACAGACAUUUUCUCGGUACGACUCCGCCUCACCUCCCGUCGACCCAGACGCCCGCUUCAAGUACUUCAACACAGCCGUCCUACCUUCCCUGCUUCGUGUACCGAAACCCGCAGAAGGUGGUCCUGGCAUCUUGCUUUUCAUCCCCUCAUAUCUCGAUUUUGUACGUGUGAGGAAUUAUUUUGCCAACUCGAAUGAGACGCAACAUAUCUCGUUCGGCGCCAUCAGCGAAUAUACACCAGUACCCGAUCAACGACGUGCACGCAGUCAUUUCCUCUCCGGCCGCCACACUGUACUGCUCUACACUGGCCGCGCACACCACUUCCACAGACUGAGGCUUAAGGGUGUAAGAAGGGUAGUCUUCUACUCACUGCCCGAGAAUCCUAUCUUUUACACCGAAGUGGUCAGGGGCUUUUUGGGCACCAUGGUUGCUGAAGGUAGAUUAGAUCCUACUGAAGCUGCUGUCAGGACCAUUUUUUCGAAAUGGGAUGGCUUGAAAUUGGAGCGUGUUGUGGGAAGUAAGCGUGUUGGCGCCAUGUUGAGGGAUAAAGGUGGUGAUACCUUUGACUUUGUAUGA